Hydractinia symbiolongicarpus is the source of this 1671-nucleotide messenger RNA. RefSeq names its product piggyBac transposable element-derived protein 3-like. The record is from RefSeq and is a predicted model, not a curated record. The transcript has 3 exons. NCBI's taxonomy places the organism in Eukaryota, Metazoa, Cnidaria, Hydrozoa, Anthoathecata, Hydractiniidae. Bases 1 to 1671 code for a protein of 556 amino acids.
AUGGAGCCGAAAAGGCAGAGAAUUUCUGCUGAGGAUGCAAUUGCAAGCAUAUUGCAGUUUGUAGAUGAUGAUGAUAGUGGUGAAGAUCCCGAAGGUAAAAUAGCAGAAGCAGAACAAGAGGAAGGAGAACAUGAAGUAGAAGUAGAAGAAGAGCAUGGUGAAAAUGACAACACGGAUGACAUAGUACGAACCACUCGUGCGAACCGAAUAGCAAAAGUGGACAGAAAUAGAAACAAUAACAUACAUUACAAAUUCGAUAACCGCCCAACCAACGUAAACACAGGGCAAAACAUUCAAGCGAAUGUUAUAAGAGGUCGGCAAGGUGUUGCUCCGGUAGCCAAGGGUACCAAAGAUAACAGGAAAUCUUUUGAACAUUUUAUCACUCAUGAUUUGGUUCACAAGAUUGUCAAUUAUACAAACAUAAAAAUUGAAAAGGUUAUCGCUGAACUUCCGGAUGAAUUCGACAAUAAGAAAUACCCGUUUAUAAAACCUACUGUUCCAUCUGAACUUAGUGCAUUUGGGGGACUGUUUUUAUAUAGGGGGCUUUAUAAGCUCAAUACAAUUAGUAUUGAUGAAUUGUUUUCCAACGACUAUGGUCCACCAAUAGUUAGUGCAACUAUGUCACGUAAUCGUUUUACAUUUCUUUUGUCAAACCUUCAAUUUGACGACCAAACAACUCGGGACGGAAGAUGGAAGAAGGAUCGUUUUGCCGCUAUACGAGAACUUUUUGAGGAAUUCAACCAUUGUUGUAUGCUGUGUCUUAUACUGGAUUAUCUUUCUUUAGAUGAGACAUUGUACGCUAUGAGGACACAGAUAGGGUUCAAACAGUACAACCCAAACAAGCCAGUUAAAUAUGGCAUACUAUUCAAGUCCAUAAAUGCAGCUCGUGAUCCAUACAACUUUGUUGCUGCACCAUAUAGUGGAAGAACGAUUAAAGAAGGUGGUGAAUAUUACGUACAAGGUACAGAAGAAAUUGUGAAAUAUUUGAUUGGAAGAUUGAAAAACAUGACGGAACUUGCAGGACGUAAUAUCUCAUUUGACCGUUUAUACACGUCAAUGUCGUUAUCACUCUGGUUGUACGGUAAACACAUUACUAGUAUCAGAACAAUGCAAAUAAUCAGAAAAGGAAUUCCACCAGCAAUAAAAUGUAUGCAAGACCGACAACCAUUAUCAUCAGAGAUUUAUUGGCAACAAGAUGGACGUCGUUGCCUUUCGUCGUACGUAGUGAAGACAGCGACAACAAAAAAAAUUCUACUCUUGUCGACACUUCCCCCGCUAUUAGGAAUUACAAAAGAUGACAACCGCAAUAAAUUAGCCCAGUCCACACUCUAUGAUUUUAUGAAGGGGGGCACUGAUAUGAUCGACCGGAGAAUGGGUUUCCACAGAUGUAAGCCAAAAUCAAGGAAAUGGCCCAUCGUUGUAUUCUCCUAUAUCAUUGAUAAGACACGUGUAAAUAGUGCAACAAUUCACGCACUCAAUCAAAACAAAGAUCCCUGCAAAGUGAAUUCAUAUGAAUAUGUUUUCAAUUUAGUGAUGCAAUUUGUGAAGCCUUUCAUCGAAGAAUGUAAUGUGAGUCCAUUUCAAUGGCAAAUCAAGAACAAGAUCGAGUUGAUCCUUGGCCGGCCGCAACAGCCGCAACAUCUUGAGGCAGUUCCUUCGUUUGACCAUUAA